CUUUCUUCUAUACCAUUCUCUCUCUGCUUCCUCCGUUAUAAGCCCAUGAUUGCAGCAGCUUCGAAGAGGUUUUGUAUGGCAACGAAGUCCAUAGCCAAUCUCAUGGAGAGCAGCAACAAAAACCCAAUUAUUUUUUUAUCAGAGGAAUCUUGGAAAAGCCAGAGAUUGAGGGUUUUAGCCCAACAACUCAGAGAAUACAAGCCCUCAGUAUCCUCCUAUUUUAGAGAGAGAGAGGUCUAUUUCUCCUCAGGAAAACCGGGGAGAGCAGCGGUCCUCAUAUGCCUCUUUGAGAACGAAUGUGGAGAUCUGAGGGUUAUUCUUACCAAGAGAUCAUCUAAUCUCCAUACUCAUUCGGGAGAAGUCUCACUUCCAGGUGGAAAAGCAGAGGAAGGAGAUGCAGACGACACAGCGACCGCGUUGAGAGAGGCGAGGGAAGAGAUCGGGUUGGACCCUGCUCUUGUUCGCAUCGUAGCCGUCCUCGAGCCCUUUUUAUCCAAGCAUCUCAUGAAAGUGGUACCAGUAAUAGGCAUACUCUCAGACAAGGAAGCUUUCAAACCCAACAUAAACCCGGAAGAGGUGGAUUCCAUUUUUGACGCUCCAUUAGAGAUGUUCCUCAAGGAUGAGAAGAGGAGGAGCGAGGAGAGAGAGUGGCGGGGUAGCAGGUAUUUGCUUCACUACUUCGAUUUCUUGUCCGAAAAUGGAAAGAUGUAUGUGAUAUGGGGUUUAACGGCUGGGAUUUUGAUAAGGUCUGCAUCCAUUAUCUACCAAAGGCCCCCUGCUUUUAUUGAGGUGCCGCCUAAUUUCAUUGGCAACAAUUGAUGACAAAUAAACCCUUCUUUCCGAGGGGCACGUGUGAAUGAAAAUUGUACCACACGUGUGGAUAAUGUGUAAUCCACAUAACAGGCACCCACCCUUGUGGAUGAUUGUCAUUUUAAAUUGAUGGUUUUCGAAUUGGAAGAUGGUUGGGUCACU
Molecule: messenger RNA, 972 nt
Organism: Amborella trichopoda
Lineage: Eukaryota; Viridiplantae; Streptophyta; Magnoliopsida; Amborellales; Amborellaceae
Gene: NUDT22
Product: nudix hydrolase homolog 22
Biological process (GO): coenzyme A catabolic process
Molecular function (GO): coenzyme A diphosphatase activity
Source: RefSeq, a predicted model, not a curated record